UCUCCCUCCCAAAGUGAUUUCGGCUUAAAAACCAUAAACCCUACGCAGGCGCUGCAUUCGAGGAAAAUCAAAAUCGCAAACCAAUUUUCAUUCCUCUUCUUUUGGUUCCAUAUGUAAUGCAUCAGAAGAAAUCAGAAAUCCAAAUCGGAACAGAAAGCAUCGGCGUCUCUUCCGAUUUCAAUCCAAUUCCUCAACAAUCCUCCACCGCAGAUUCUUCUUCUACCACGCUGUCGUCGACGGCACCUCCUCAGAUUCUAAUUGUUAAAGACGAGAUUGUUCCUUCCCCUUUGGCUUCGAAGACCCGUGCCCCUUACAAGCGCCCUCUUUUGACCAAUAAUCACCACCACCGGUCUUCGCUUUCGAAGUCGCCGAGUGUAUAUCGAUUCUCAGCUCCGAAGCAGGGGCCACCUUCGGCUUCGUUCUUCUCGGUUUCUCUUGCCGCGAAAUCGGCGGCUUUUAGGAUUCUCCGUCGCUUGCGAUAUCUCCGGGUCCACCUCCGACUCGUGCUCCUCCUCUCCCUUCCGUUAUUCUAUUUCCUUGUCUCUCAUCCUUCACACUCUUUUCUCCUUGAUUUCCUCUCCGCGUUUGCCUUCUCUGCUGCUCUCUUGUUCUCUUUGAAUCUCGCUGUUCCGCGACUGCCCUCAAUUCGUUUAUUCCUCUCCCGGUCCUUACCUUUCCCUAUCAAGCUCACUUCUGCUUCUUCAGCAAUAUCUUCCUCGUCGAGGCUCCCGGUGUUUUGGUCAAUUGGAUCAAGGCCGAAACAGGAUAAGAGAUUGGAUUCCGGGUGCUUCGUGCAGGUUUACAGCAACGGGGACGUGUACGAAGGGGAAUUUCACAAGGGGAAGUGCUCUGGAAGCGGAGUGUAUUAUUACUACCUGAGUGGGAGGUACGAGGGCGACUGGGUUGAUGACAAGUACGACGGAUAUGGGGUGGAGACGUGGGCUAGAGGUAGCCGGUAUCGGGGGCAAUACAGGCAGGGGUUUCGGCUUGGAUACGGUGUUUAUAGAUUCUAUACAGGGGAUUUGUAUGCAGGGGAGUGGUCUAAUGGACAGAGCCACGGGUGUGGAGUGCAUACAUGCGAAGAUGGAAGUAGGUAUGUUGGGGAGUUCAAAUGGGGUGUUAAACACGGUCUUGGCCACUAUAAUUUUAGGAAUGGAGAUACGUUUGCUGGAGAAUAUUUUGCUGAUAAGAUGCAUGGUUUUGGCAUCUAUCGCUUUGCAUAUGGGCAUAGGUAUGAAGGAGCUUGGCAUGAGGGUAGAAGACAGGGCCUUGGGAUGUAUACAUUCAGAAAUGGGGAAACCCAAUCUGGUCACUGGCAAAACGGAAUUCUUGAUGUCCCAAGUACACAAAACACCACCCUUCCCAUUUCUCCUGUUGCUGUCUAUCAUUCCAAAGUACUCAAUGCAGUUCAGGAGGCACGCCGAACUGCAGAGAAAGCUUAUGAUGUGGCCAAGGUCGAUGAAAGGGUCAACAGGGCAGUAGCAGCUGCUAACCGAGCAGCUAAUGCAGCUAGAGUAGCAGCAGUUAAAGCAGUUCAGAAACAGAUGCAUUAAACUACUAGCACCGACGACAUUCCAAUUCAAAAUUGGUGAGACCUCUCGCAGCCGCUGAUACUUUAUUAGUGCAAUACCUACGAUAGAAGAAGGGCAUGCUGCAUGCAAAUUUCCUUUUCCCUGUCAUCAUCGGCAAUUUCUUAUGAGGCCUCAACUCAAUAGGACUUAACAGGUGUGGCAGGAGAGAUGGCAUUUGAGAAGUAGAUUGUUUACCCUUUUCUACUCUGAAAAAAUGCAACACAAGGAUUCCAGCCUUUAGAGGAUGAUGGUUGACAACGGCAGUUGCAUCAAAAGUUCAAAAGUACUUGGUUUUUGGCUUUUGAAUUUCUUUUAAGAGUUUUGUAAAGAAGGGCUUAGAUGUAAUCUAAAUGCUGGAGGCCGAGUUAAACCGCCAACCAGUCAUUGGUGUAUUUCAACUUUGUAAACACCAGCAAUGAAAAUCAUUUGAGAUAAUAUUUUACUUUUCCA
Molecule: messenger RNA, 2021 nt
Organism: Tripterygium wilfordii
Lineage: Eukaryota; Viridiplantae; Streptophyta; Magnoliopsida; Celastrales; Celastraceae
Exons: 3
Coding region: 117-1553 (478 amino acids)
Source: RefSeq, a predicted model, not a curated record